AAUGAGAAACGAUCCACUCGUAAAUACGGAGUAAUUCAUAACACACAACCAUAAAAUAAUCUGCUACAGGAAUUAUGAAGUUGUUUGUUGAGGAACGUUAAACAAUACAAAUUAUUGUGGAUGUUUGAUUCUUGUAUACGCUGGUUUGUUUAUUUCAAGCUGUUGAUGUAAUCCGACCUACUAUACAUCUAUUUAAGUGACGCAUAUUGGACUAUGACAACGAACAUUUGAUAGUGUACGACUGCACAAUUUAAAAACACAUUUUUCAAGGAUUUUUUCAUGAACUGAAACUUUUCUUUGUUGUUUGUAUGUAUUUGAAGCAGACGAUUUCUAAAACAGACGGAAUAUACCUUCAUCAUGACAAAUGGUACAGAAGACAGUUCUUCAAUGAUGAAUAAUGGUGUGAUGCAGGACAUAGGUAACCUGGCCAACAGCGUGACAGGUGAUGCACCAUCGUACGGCAAGGCAUGUGCAGGUUGUGGUGGUAGAAUCUUGGACCGAUUCCUGCUACAUGCGAUGGAAAGAUAUUGGCACACAGGUUGUUUAAAGUGCUCUUGUUGUCAGACAAAUUUAGAACAAUUAGGAUCGUGUUUUACCAGAUCUGGGAUGAUACUGUGUAAAAAUGAUUACUUACGGAUGUUUGGGUCCGGUGGAUUGUGUGCUGGAUGUGGACAGACUAUUCCGCCAAGUGAACUUGUGAUGAGAGCUCAAGCAAGCGUGUAUCAUGUGAACUGUUUCAAGUGUGUAACAUGUCACGCUCCACUUGCCCCAGGUGACAGAUUUUGUGUUAUAAAUGGUGGUGUUUUCUGUGAACAAGACUAUCCAAAAGUGCUUAAAGGACACAUGCCGAAUGGCUCUCCACGAGCAAAUCAUAAAGUACGAGAAAUGAUACAAAUGUCAAAUUAAAAGAUACAUUUUUUUAUUAUUUCUUGCGGUUCUAGUCAUGACUUCCGGUUUUUAUGAUCACAUAACUUUUUCAAUUAAAAAUAAUUUAAGGGCCAUGAUUAGGAGGAAAUUUGCUAGUCUUUCAUUAUUUUCAUUUACAAAAUAAAUUAGAAAAUUGAGAUUUUGUUCCGUCAUUAGCAUGAUUUAACCUGCAAAAGUAUACAACUUUCAUAUUUGGUACAUAUGCAUGCAUAUUUUGCAUCUGAACUAAUAUGAUAAUUCUCAAUGCUUCAUAUUUGUAAAUGAAGGACAGAUUUUAUUCUUAUGUUAUAUGUGGACAUAAAAUAUAAAUGGAGAUGACUGUUGCUUAUAAAAAAGAUUGUUUUCCAAAAUGUUACAAAUGACCAUAAUACACUUAUACAGUUGCCUGCAUUACCUGUUUCUGAGUAUUGUAUUUUCAUUGUUAUGUUGAUAUUUUGUUAUGAAAUGAUAUCUUGCAAGUGCUGGCAUGGUAAAGAAAAUUGUAUAUAUACAUUAUUAUUAUUAUUGUAUGAAUUUACGAUGACAAAUAAAAGUUUCUAAACAUA
Molecule: messenger RNA, 1472 nt
Organism: Mytilus californianus (California mussel)
Lineage: Eukaryota; Metazoa; Mollusca; Bivalvia; Mytilida; Mytilidae
Product: LIM domain transcription factor LMO4.1-like
Exons: 3
Coding region: 358-906 (182 amino acids)
Source: RefSeq, a predicted model, not a curated record